CAUGAUAAUUGUUAUUAAGCAUCAAAGCCACAACAACAGUGCACUCAAAUGGUGCUCGUAAAAAAGAUAAGUCAUUUUAUAGUGUGGUAGUUGGUUCGUUCGUUGGUAUAUGGACCCCGUCUCAAAUUCGUCUUAAUAUUUCCCCUGAUCUCAUUGAUUCAUGAUAAAUAAUCACAAUGCAGGUGUCGAGUUAUAUAGAAAUUUGAGAAGUACUAAGAAGUGGGCAAAAGAAUGCUAGUCAUAACUAAACUGAGCUGGAUUUCGACGCAGAAGAGUUUCUAAAGUUGAAAACUGUUAAUAUAUAAACUAGUGAAUUAUUUUAUAUAUAGCCAAGAGUUAAUGAAUAAAUGCCAACAGACAGACUUUUACCCUGAGUCGAAAUGAGCAUUAUUCUAUUCCCCUCCCACUUCGACGACGGUUGUAACGCCGUCUCCUAUUUUAGCUGACAAGACUUGAUUAGUUUACUUGGAAAAAGCCACAAUAAGAAGCAUGACGAACUUACACAAAUUAUCGCGAAAACGGCAACUGUCAUCGCUGCUAUCAUGGAAUUUAGUUGUGCUGGUAGUGUCUCCAGUUUCCAUAAUCUGGGGAGCAAACGCUGCUGCAUUCACCAAGAGGGGAGAUGAUGGACGGGCAUUUGGAAUUCAGGACACAAGGGGUCAGGAAACAUCUUAUUCUAAUGAUGACAAGGGUCAAGUGCAUUCCGAGAAGACUGGGAUGGUCUUGGAAGUGGAAAAAAUCAUGGUGCAUUUGUCUGAGACAACGAUUUCAAAAAUUUCGAAAACGGGGACAUCGAAUGACAUGGCCACCGCUAGCAUUCAUGGUUUCAGAGUUGAGGAUUCUUCGAAACCUGUGACGUACGACAAUGGUGCAUCAGUGAUACUGGCAGACAAACCUGCGCUUAUCCGUUUUUUUGGAGCCGGUUUUACUAAAAACACAAUAAUUAGAUUUGUAACAGAGAUGCGCCCCAAGGGUUCUGACUGUGACGAUCUUCCAUCUACAAAAAGUUUUGGUCUAACAGAAUCCAGUGAAAACUCUGCCUAUGCCUACAUUCAAUUGCCACCAUUUGAUGUGGGAGAAUCAGAAUAUUAUGUCUGCACGAAAGAACAGGAUUACGAUAUGCCGUGGGUCCAUCAAGGCAACGACAAGUGGAUCACUUUCAUGUCAUAUGAAAAGUGGCUGCCCCUUUGGGCACACAUUUGUCUCCUCGUGAUUCUUCUUGCUCUAUCGGGAAUCUUUUCUGGACUAAAUUUAGGUCUCAUGGCAUUGGAUAGGACUGAUCUCAAAAUCAUUCAAAAUACGGGAACUGAAAAGGAGAAACGUUACGCCAAGAAAAUCCAACCACUUCGAAAAAUGGGAAACUACUUAUUAUGCUCACUUCUGCUUGGAAAUGUUAUAGUAAACAAUUCUCUUACCAUUUUAUUAGACGACUUAACCUCUGGAUUAAUCGCUGUUAUUGGUGCAACUCUGGCUAUCGUUAUAUUUGGGGAGAUUAUACCUCAGGCAAUUUGUGCCCGCUUUGGAUUAGCUGUGGGGGCAUACACGAUUUGGCUGACAAAAAUUACCAUGGUCAUCACCUCACCCUUAUCUUAUCCAGUGAGCUUCAUACUCAACAAAAUUUUGGGAAAAGAGAUUGGAAACGUCUACAAUCGGGAGAGAUUGAGAGAGUUGAUUCGGGUCACAGAGCACUACAACGACUUGAAAUCGGACGAAGUAAAUGUGAUUGAAGGCGUCUUAAAGUUGCACAAAUGCAGUUGCGCUGAUGCAAUGACAAAGCUCGAAAAGGUUUUCAUGCUUCCCCUGAACGCAAUUUUGGAUUUCGAAACGAUUGAUGAGAUCAUUAAGAGUGGGUUCUCUCGAAUUCCUGUCUACGACGGUGAAAGGAACAAUGUGGUCUCCAUUUUGUACACUAAGGAUUUAGUUUUUGUUGAUUCGGAUGACAGAAUGCCCAUAAAAUCUUUGUGCGAAUUUUAUCAAUAUCAAUGUAACUUUGUGGAUGAAAAGAAACCUCUUGAUGCACAAUUCAAGGAAUUUAAAGAAGGGGACAAGGGUCACAUGGCUUUUGUUAGAAAAAUGCAUGAAGGUGAGGACUCGGACCCAUUCUAUGAAAUUAUUGGAGUUAUCACUCUCGAGGACGUGAUUGAAGAGCUGAUUCAAGCAGAAAUUAAUGAUGAGACGGAUAUUAAAAGUGCAAUACACCGAAAUCGACAUAGAUCUCGAACACUGAACGAGACAUCAACAUUUGUGGGAGGAAAAGGCGAUGCUCAUCAAACAAUUGUUUCUCCUCAGCUAACGUUGGCGACCUUCCAGUUUUUGAGCACCUCAAUUUCAUCUUUUCACGAGCAGUUGAUUUCAACAAAUAUCCUUCGACGACUUUUAUCUUGUGAUGUCUUUUUCAAAAUAAAACUGAAAUGUCGGGAUGGGACGCUUUCGAAUGAGUCAGUUUUCAUUUAUGAGAAGGGGGUGCCGGCGGACUACUUUGUCCUUAUUUUGGAAGGUAGAGUUCAAGCGUCCUUUGGCCAGGAAAACUUGGUGUUCGAAGGUGGACCAUUUACGUACUUUGGGACACAGAGCCUAAACCCAACUCAUGUAGAAAUGCCAAGCGCCCCACCAACGGGUGGACGAACAAUGACAUUAAGUACGGUUGCUAUUUUGCAUGCUAUCCCAGUCCCAGACUAUACAGUUCAGGCUACGAGUGACGUAACUUAUCUCAAAAUAUCUCAAGCCAUGUACUUGGCUGCGACACAGGCGACACAGGCAUUUGUAGGCUCUGAGGACUGCUCAAAACCCACGGAGGACGUGGUGCAUAAAUUUGACGAACAAAUCGGAUUGUUGAUUCGUGGAAAUAAAAGUAUCACGGCUAAAGAUGAGGAGUUGCCUCCAUUAUCGGAAGACAACAAGGAUGAGACUCCACCACUAAUUCAGCAAAAUCGUCACAAUAAUCAAGUAACAAAUGCUGCUAAUAACUUAUCCACUGAUGAUGGUGACAAUUUGCACGGAAACCAUAAUUCCAGUGGGAAAGAAUCUGACACAAGAUUGUAGUUGCAGCUUAUUAGCUUGUAAGUAAUUAUAUCAAAUGACACAUUUCUUGUUUUUUAAAUAACAAAUAAUUAUUUACAUGAAUGCUGUACCCAAUUUUUAACUAAUAAUUUUUUUAACUAAUAUAAAAAGUACGUAUCGAAAUGAGAUUGUUUGAGUAUAUAAUUUUUACUCGUAGUGUAUGCUGUAUUAAAAUAAAGUGUAUCGUGCUUUGAAAUUCGA
Folsomia candida is the source of this 3261-nucleotide messenger RNA. Its product is annotated as metal transporter CNNM4. Gene Ontology annotation, biological process: magnesium ion homeostasis; transport. Gene Ontology annotation, cellular component: plasma membrane. Lineage: Eukaryota; Metazoa; Arthropoda; Collembola; Entomobryomorpha; Isotomidae. The record is from RefSeq and is a predicted model, not a curated record. Gene Ontology annotation, molecular function: transmembrane transporter activity. The transcript has 18 exons. Bases 490 to 3042 code for a protein of 850 amino acids.